AUGAAAUUCACAUUAAGUUUAUCAAUUUUAUCAACAAUCUUAGCUGUUGUUGACGCAUCAGUCAGAACUCCAAAGACUAAACCUUAUUCACAAGAUUCAUUGGAGCAAUUCCAAUUGUUAAGAUAUACAGGUACCACUGGUCCUUAUAUUGCACAUAGAGGGUUUGGGAUUGAUUCUUCAACUCCAGAACAAUGUGAAGUUACUCAAGCACAUUUAUUUAUGAGACAUGGUGAACGUUAUCCAACAAAAGGUACUGGUAAAGCACAAAAGAGCAUUCUUACAAAAUUAAAGAAUGCUGGAGUUGAAGAUUUUAAAGGUCCAUUGGCAUUCAUUAAAGAUUAUGAAUUUUUCGUUGAAGAUGAUUCUUAUUUGGAAUUUGAAUCUUAUAAAGGGUAUUAUUCAGGUUUAGCUGAUUUAAAUUCCUUUGGUGCUGAAUUUAGAGCUAAAUAUGAUCAUUUAUUUGAUGGUGAAACUGUUCAUCCUGUUUUCGUUUCAGGUCAAGAAAGAGUUGUUGAAAGUGCUAGAGCUUUCGCUCAAGGGUUUUUUGCUCAUAAUUAUACAAAUUUAGCUUCUAUUCAAAUUAUCCCAGAGAAUGAAACUCAAGGUGCUAACACAUUAACAACACAUGAUGCUUGUGUUAACUAUAAUGGUUCUUUCAAUGAUGCGUUAACUAGUCAAUUUUCAUCUGAAUAUCUUGAAAGAGCAGCAAUCAGAUUAAACAAUGCUUCCCGGGGUUUCAACAUUAGUGGCGAUGAUGUUUAUAACUUAUUAGGUUAUUGUGGAUUUGAAUUAAAUGUUCGUGGUGAAUCAGCAGUUUGCGAAAUUUUCACACAAGAAGAAUUAUUAAAUUGGGCUUAUUCAAAAGAUUUAGAAUUUUAUUAUAAAAAUGGUCCUGGUUAUGACUUAUCAACUCCAUUGGGUCAUGUUUUUGCUAAUAAUACUUAUACUUUAUUAAAACAAGGUAAAGAAUAUCCAUACAAUUUAACUUUUUCAUUUUCUCAUGAUAGUGAUUUAUUAACAUAUACCACUGCAUUAGGUAUUUUUGAGCCAGAUUAUGAUUUAUCAGUUGAAGAAAUUGAAUUUGGUUCAAUUUUCCGCUCUUCAGAAAUAAUUCCAAUGGGUGGUAGAUUAAGUACUGAAAAAUUAAGUUGUAAAGAUGUUUUCACAAAUGAAACUGAAGAUUUUGUUAGAUUGAUAGCUAAUGAUGCUGUUAUUCCAAUUCCUGGAUGUCAAUCUGGUCCUGGUUUUAGUUGUUCAUUAGACGGUUACAAAAAAAACUUGGAUGAAAGACUAGGUAAUACCACUUAUGUUGAAGCAUGUGGUGUCAAUGAAACUUAUCCACAAUAUACCACUUUCUAUUGGGAUUUCGAUAUCACUUUUGAUGAUAAUUAA
Molecule: messenger RNA, 1392 nt
Organism: Hansenula ciferrii
Lineage: Eukaryota; Fungi; Ascomycota; Saccharomycetes; Phaffomycetales; Wickerhamomycetaceae
Product: histidine phosphatase family protein
Exons: 1
Coding region: 1-1392 (463 amino acids)
Cellular component (GO): fungal-type cell wall
Molecular function (GO): acid phosphatase activity
Source: RefSeq, a predicted model, not a curated record